Vitrella brassicaformis is the source of this 2648-nucleotide messenger RNA. Lineage: Eukaryota; Vitrellaceae. The record is from the annotation of a GenBank genome assembly.
CUUCCUGCCCUCAUGCCAGUGCACCUUAUCGAUCAGCAGCACGUGCCCCUCGUCCUCACGCAAACGCAGCAUCCUUCCUGCCACCACAUCCACACCCACACACUCUCUCUCACGCAGAAGUGGGGGGCACACCACAGAGGCCGGCAAGCCCUGGAAAUCCUCGCUGCAGGAAGACAGGGAGUAGGAGAAGCUGUGCAGAAAUGAACGCAGCGUGUUGGCCCCCAGCUCUUUCCAGUUGCCUGUCUUCACCCAUCCCUUGACUGUCUGAUGCAUCAUCUCACUUGGAAAGCACCAUUGCUCACGCAGUGGACCGAACCUAUACAUGUCGAGGGGCAUGUGCGUGUAGGCAUGCAGUUUCGGUGGGGCGUAGUUGUACAGGUUGAUGAAUGAGUCAACGAACUGAUCGAUCUUCACGGCAAACCGCCGAAGGUCGCCGACAAUGUCCACCUCCCUCUGCAGCACCAUCCCGAUGAUCUCGCAAUGCAGCUUGUAGCAGGCCAAGUGCUGUCGCCCGACCACGACGUCCUCCCCGUCUCCCUCCGGCAUGGUGGAGAAGAGGAUGACGCGCACCACGGGGGCCAGGUACUGCAGCUUCUUGGCCGUGGCCUUGACCUGGUUGUCAGAGCUCCAGAUAGCCGAGGCAGCCUGGGAGAUGCGGUUCUUGCCCGACGCGUGAGUGUGACACAGACUCUUGACCGCCGCCAUGAAGGUGGGCUUGGACAGCCACCCCGCCUCACGCCACUCACGGAUGACCCGAUGCAUGUGGUAGCGAAGCAUGCCCUCCAUGAUGUUGUGCAUCGGGUCGCCCAUGACGAGAUCGAGGAUGCCUGAUGCUCCGGGAUCGGGCGGCGGGCUGUUGGGGGAAGGAGCGGGCGGCUGCCGGCAGUCGGGACAGAUGAAGCGGAGACGGGAGUGGGCAUUCUCCUCUGCGGAAGGAGUGAUGCCCACACAUACCUCGUGGAACCAAUGUUCACUGAACGCAACACACACACACACACACACACACAGACAGACAGACAGACAUACAGAGAGAGAGGAACAGGUAUGAAAGAUCGCUUCCCUGCCUUCUCUCCCUCCUGCUCACCACUUGCGGCAUGACAGCAUGUCCUUGCUGCCCUCUGGACAUGAGCCAUGGGCCACACCACCUCCGCAGACACCACACUGCUGCGAGUCCGAUCGAGGCGCCGAGUAGGGCAGGAAACGCCAUGGGGUCUCCCUCUUGACCCCCCUCUCCUUGACGAACUCAUCCCUCUGUCCGGCCGGCAUGCUCACGAGCGUGUCCACUCGUCUGUCGAAUGCACCGCCUCCGAUCAGCUCGUCAUGUCGGACGAUGUGCUGCCUGCCCACCACUCCCAGGUCGCGGCGGUGGAAGUCGCAGCCAUAACAGCAGUGGUUGGCCGAGCCGAAGUGGUUGAGGCCCAGCAGCUCGGCGAUGGCCACCAUGUCCGCACAGUAGGUGAGCAGCGCCCCCUGAACCAGCAUCGUCCUCAUCCGUCCCUCCUCGGCGUCGUACACGUCCAUCUCGAUGCCCGCCCAGAGCAUCCGCAGGAAUUCGAUGAGGCGGCUGCUGACGGCGUCCAGGCCGGCAGGCUUUCCGUGACCGGGGGAGGCGAGGUCGGCGCUCGCAAAGAGGAUCAUCAGCUCAUAGCGCAUGGGGCUGGGGAUGUUGUGCACGACGAUGUAGACAUUCUCUAUCUUGAUGGCACCGGCUCUGGUGGGGUUGGAUGGAGUGAAUCCGUCGUGCGUGAGGCCUAGGAAGAUGGGCAGGCGAGGGAGGGAGGAGUCGGUGGCUGCGGCAUGGUGAUGGAAGUGGUGUUGUCGGUACACGGAGCCGCUGAACACAUUCACCAAGCGCCGGCUGGGCCGGCCGCCCCCCUCUGGUGCGAACCGCCACGCCUCCAUGACGUGUCGGUUGGCCACCAGCAUCCGCAGCAGCAUCCCGAGAUCGACGGUGUAGAUGCGUAUCCCUCUGCGCAGCUCGGCCGGCCUGGGCCUGAUGAUGUAGUUGUCGACCUUGUUGGGCGAGUGCCUCUCGACGAAUCGGCGCAGCGCACCAUCCUUAGUCAGCCGGUCAGGCAGGAGGGGCUGCCCGAGGAAGGACACGCAGAGUGCGUUGGCGAUGGCGAAGAAUAUUGCGAUGAGGGUGAAGGGCAGGAAGUAUCGCCAUCGGAGAGCGAUGAUUGUAUCGACGAGCUGCCGUUGAGCCGGACUGCCCUCGAUUAAGACAGGGUGGGUGCCAGCAGAGGGAGUGGAGGGCUGAGGAGCCUCCUCAGCGUCAGAGCUCAGCUCGUUUCGGUCGUCUGGCGCCUCAGAGUCUGAGUCGGAUGAUGAGCUGUCGUCGCUAGCCUGGUCAUGUCCCGGUCCGUGUUGAGCUCGGAAGACAUGCUUCGCAGUGGUUUGAUGCCGCUCCAGGUCCCAAAGCGACCGAAAGGGCUUAUUGCACACGUUGCACCAGAAGGCUGCUUCGUCCUCAGAGGUAGAUUCGUCACUCAACGAGGGCGAGUGGCUCAUUACGCGCCUGAACAAUGGAGAGAGAGAACCGUCAAAUGAAUGACAAAUGUGAUGUGUCAGUGCUUGAAUUCUCUCAUACCGUUGCUUGUGAACGACUGGUUGAUCAUCCUUUGAGUUGCUGCUGAUGUGAAUUCAUG